Messenger RNA from Rasamsonia emersonii CBS 393.64, 3216 nucleotides. Its product is annotated as Phospholipase D. Lineage: Eukaryota; Fungi; Ascomycota; Eurotiomycetes; Eurotiales; Trichocomaceae. Gene Ontology annotation, biological process: intracellular signal transduction; phosphatidic acid biosynthetic process; cell motility. The coding region runs from base 1 to 3216 and encodes 1071 amino acids. The record is from RefSeq and is a predicted model, not a curated record. The transcript has 5 exons. Gene Ontology annotation, molecular function: D-type glycerophospholipase activity.
AUGACUGAAAGAGUGGAUCCGUUGGCCUAUGGCCAUUAUUAUGAAGAGGGUGAACGGGGUAUUGUGGGAGACAGUGCUCGAGGCUUUAUCAAAGACACCUUCAAGAUACUGAAGGACAAUUUCCACAGCCACCAGGGCCAGCAAUCAGGCCAGCAACCAUACGAAAGUGGCAGCUAUUCGGCUCCUUCGCAACAGCAGUCUUAUGGUAGCCAAACGCAGCCUCCGAAUCCGCCGUACCAAGAACCCCAAUAUCAAGAAAAGCCCCCCAAAAAGGACAAGCUGUCCGGUCUCCUAGGCAAGAUCGAAGGAGCGGUCGCAGACAUUGGUUCAGAAGUUGUUCACCGUAUUUCCGAUGCCCUCGACCCCGAUGCCCAUUCUCAGCAAGCCGCAGCCAGGCCGAACAGCCAGAAUCGCUUUGGGAGCUUUGCACCACAGAGGGGGAACAACGAUGUGAAAUGGUACGUGGAUGGAUUCAAUUACAUGUACGCGGUUUCCAUAGCGCUGGAGAACGCUCGAGAGUCGAUCUGGAUCUUGGACUGGUGGCUCUCGCCAGAGCUCUAUCUCCGGCGACCACCGGCCAAGAACGAACAAUACCGUCUUGAUCGCAUGCUUCACGCUGCCGCUCAGCGGGGGGUGAAGGUCAAUAUCAUUGUCUACAAAGAGGUGACUCAGGCACUGACAUUGUCGUCGUCGCAUACCAAACAUCACCUAGAGAAUCUCCAUCCCAAUAUUGCAGUGUUCCGCCAUCCAGACCAUUUGCCUGAUACCGAAGAACUGAAGGCCUCGAUCACGGAUUCCUUGCAAAACCUGACCCUGGAUGCGGCCCACAUUUCCACACUCUCUAGUGACGCCCUCAAGGGAUUAUACGGUAUGAGCGAUGAGACGAUACUGUACUGGGCGCAUCACGAGAAGUUGUGCGUGGUCGAUGGCAAAAUCGCCUUCAUGGGAGGUCUGGAUCUUUGCUAUGGACGCUGGGACACCAACCAGCAUGCGAUCGCUGACGUGCAUCCGGGCGACCUCAAUGAGAUUGUGUUCCCAGGACAGGACUACAAUAACGCUCGGGUGCUCGACUUCCAGGAUGUCGUCCACUGGGAAAGGAAUCAGCUGGACCGCAAAGUCACCUCCCGCAUGGGGUGGUCUGACAUCUCCAUCUGCCUACGCGGUCCUGUGGUGGAGGAUUUGCGCAGGCACUUUGUGGAACGCUGGAAUUUCAUCUACGACACGAAGUAUUACUCGCGAAACGACCCCCGUUACUCUAGACUGGCCCUCCACGGGCGUCCAAGUUCUUCCGCCGGCCAGAUCCCUGGUAACGCUCCGCCCGGUUCCGAGCAGCACAAGCCCUCCCACCCCCAGCAGGCCCCUUACUACCCCCCGCCACCCGGAGCUCAAGGCCAACAAGCGUCGUCUGGCUCCCAGGGACAGUAUGGUUAUGGAAGCGGGCAGCAAUUCCCUCCACCACCUCCAGGGCCUCCGCCGCAGACGAGUUCCGGCGGCUAUCAGGCAUAUCAUCCAGAGCAAUAUGGUUCGACACACUCGCAGCAGACCCAAGUUCCGUAUUUCCCGCCUCCACCGACUCAGGAGUCUCACCACUCGCUGACGCGGGAGCUCUACGGGCAUGAUGGUGCUUACGAAGAGGGUGAUGGUGAACGAGGGCUAAGACCGGAGACUCAGCGUCUGAGGGAGGAUAUCUCCGGACUUGGCCAUACCCUUCGCAGUCAUGUGCAUCAUUAUCAAGACCGCUAUCUUGGUGGUCAUGGCCGUCACUCUCAACCAGUCGGAAAUACGUGGUGCCAGAUCGUGCGGAGCUGCUCCAAGUGGAGUCAUGGAGUCCCAACUGAACAUUCUAUUGCGGACGCCUAUGCAGCUGCCAUCCGGGACAGUCAGCACUUUGUCUACAUCGAGAACCAGUUCUUCAUCACGGCAACAUCCGACGAGCAGAAGCCUGUGAAGAACAAGAUUGGUGCUGCGAUCGUCGAACGGAUCCUGCGCGCUGCUCGAGCCGGCCAGAAGUAUAAGAUCAUAGUCGUGAUUCCCUCGGUUCCAGCCUUUGCCGGUGACCUGAGAGACGACUCUACGCUAGGCACUCGGGCAAUCAUGGAGUUCCAGUACAAAUCCAUCAACCGAGGCGGCCACAGUAUAAUGGAGCAGAUUGCAAAGGAAGGGUACAACCCGAUGGACUACAUCAGGUUCUAUAACCUGCGCAAUUAUGACCGGAUCAAUGUGAACAGGGCGAUGCUGCAAGCUGAAAAGGCCAGCGGCGUCGAUUACGAGGACGCUCGCAAGUAUCACGACGUUGCUGAGGUCGGGUACGGUGGCUACGGGCCGGGUGCUCCAAAGCCGGCAUUCGACACGACCGCUCCAUUCCAGCAAUACCAGCAGGCCGCGCAACGUUCCUCGACGAGCGGUCGGUGGGACAGCGUCAGUGAGUGCUACAUGCUCGGAGGAGAAGAUAUUCGCAAUGUUCCCUGGGACAGCGAUAUUCCUGAAAUUGACGCGUUUGUUAGCGAAGAGCUUUACGUCCACUCCAAGGUGCUCAUCGCGGACGACCGGCUUGUUAUCUGUGGAUCCGCCAAUCUGAACGACCGGUCGCAGCUAGGGUAUCAUGACUCGGAGAUUGCAGUCAUCAUUGAGGAUCCCACCCCCGUUGAAUCCGUGAUGGAUGGCAAACCGUGGACGGCAAGUCGAUUUGCCGUGUCGCUCCGUCGGCAGUUGUUCCGCAAGCACCUGGGUCUUCUGGAGCCGCAAGACUACCAGCGACGAACCGCCAACUGCGAGCCGGUUGGGGUCCCGAACGAGUACGACUUGAACUGUCCGGAAAGUCAGGUGGUGGCCGACCCGCUGUCAGACACAUUCCAGAGUCUCUGGAACACGCGGGCGCGGACCAACACCGAAGUCUUCCGCAAGGUCUUCCACGCGGUGCCGGACGACAACGUGCGGAACUGGGAAGCCUACAAGGAAUUCUACGAGUACUACUUCCACAAGGCGGACAAGGAGGCCGAGGGUAAAGGAAGCGACGGGGCCAAACCGAGGUACGAGUGGGGUCAUGUGGUUCGCGACGAGUUCUCGCCUGGACCGGAGGGGGUGCGGGAGGUGAAGGAGCUGCUCAGCAAGGUCAAGGGGACGCUGGUGGAGAUGCCUCUGAUGUUCCUGAUCGAGGAGGAUAUUGCCAAGACGGGAUUGACCUUGAACAGCUUGACGGAAGAGAUUUACACUUGA